This is a messenger RNA of Rotaria sp. Silwood2, 3268 nucleotides long. The record is from the annotation of a GenBank genome assembly. Lineage: Eukaryota; Metazoa; Rotifera; Eurotatoria; Philodinida; Philodinidae.
AUGCAAAAUGCCGUUGAAGGUGCAGGUGCUAGAGACUUAGUUGUUAGUGGCGAUGGAAGUUGGCAAAAACGUGGUUUUAGUAGUCAUAAUGGUGUUGCUGCUGUCAUAUCCAGCUCAGACGUGCCUAAAGUACUUGAUAUUGAACGAUUAUCAAAACGAUGUACAGUUUGUGAUGGUGCGAAGAGUAUAAAACAAUCUGAUCCAGUAAAAUUUGAGCAAGUCAUGAGUACUCACCAAUGUCAGCUGAAUUAUAAAGGCUCUUCCGAUAAAUUCCUCAUACUCAUUUUGUCUUUCUGAUUUCCGACUAUCUAACACUCGUAGCUGCUAUGGAAAUGGAUGGCAUCCAUCGUCUCUUCUAUCGUUCUAUUGAUCGAUACAAUGUUCGAUAUUCAAAGUAAUGUCUAAGCAGUGUGGAGUGAACUGUGUGCUUUCAUGAUUUAUUUUGCAAUCAUUUCUUUUACGACUGUUCAUUUCGAAUUAGAUAAGUAAUUCUACUUUUGUGAACUUUUCCCGGUUGAUACACGAUUCUUUGUGCUUCUUCGUUUUUGUUGUAGGUAUAUUGGUGAUGGCGAUACGAAAACGAUGAUGAAGCUGCGCAAUGAACCACCAUAUCCAGAUUUAAUAGUGGAGAAAACCGAAGAUGUCAAUCACGUGACCUCAAAAAUUCUUUGCUCGUCCAAAAUUCAACCUUUCUGUAAUUUUAGUGGUGUAAAAAAAUGCAGCACCGCCUGGAGAAAGUCAGAAAUGAAGUUAAAAAUGAGUUAAUUGAUGGCAAAAAAGGAAUCUCUGGUUCGAAUCGUCUAACUCAAAGUGAGAUCACAGUUUUCCUGCACGUUUUAUCUUUAUUGACAUGGAUCUUUUUACUAGAUAUGGUUAUUAACUUUAAAUACUAUUAUCGUCAAGCAAUUGUUCGAAAUAAAACGGAUCUUAAUGACAUGGUCAAAGCCGUAUGGGGAAUUUAUAAACACAAAGUAAAAAGUUCUAAGAUUUACAUUACUUCAUAAAUAACUGCGAAAAUUCCAUCAUUUCAGUCAUCCACAAAUUCAGAUCCAUAUCAUGAGUGGUGUUCACCAGCGUAUUGUGGUUUUUGGAAAGCACUCGAGAAAGGUAUCAGCAACUGGAAAUAUUUGGGAACUUUUCAGAUAGCAGAUUCGUAAUUUUCUAGGAGGAGAAUAUGAUCAUACACCACAUUCUCUUCCAAAGGGAGUAAUAAAAGCUAUCCGACCUGUGUUCGAGGAACUAGCUUCCCGUAAGUGUGAAGUUCAGAAAUGCAAAUUCAACUUUUCGCAAUAUUCUCUGAUUGUUAUAAUUUUUUAUGCUAUGCUUUAUAAUGUUUAUUAUUUUGUUUUAUGCUACUAUUCAUCAGAUAAGUGCUAGCUACUCUUAUUUUCAAAACCCAAUGGUGCUUUGACUGUUGUUUUUUCUUUUUUUAUCAUAGACGAAAAUCUUUCUCGAGUUUUAAAUGGAUCCACUCAGAAUCCCAACGAAUCUUAUCACUCUUUCCUAUGGUCAAUGGCACCAAAGAGUCGUCCCUCAAGUGGUACAAUCAUUGAUUUCUGCGUAGCACUAUCUGUCAUCGUUUCCAAUGAUGGUUUCCAAUCAUUGCUACCGCUUUUUGAGAGUCUUCUUGGUAUGAAAUUGAAGAACUAUAGCAACAGUUUGUACUCGAAGUUUUAUAUCUUUCAGGAUCCAGUGGUACAUUCACUUCUUCUAUAUUUCAACGAUUGGAUCAACAACGAGCCACUCAGGAAGCUCGUAAAAAGUCACACUCAGCUAGCCGCUCAAUGAAUUCGUUAUCAAGUAUCAAUUAAACGCAAGAUGAAGUGGAUGAUUCCUACGUACCUGGAGCUUACUAAAACAGUUUGGAAAUGUUCAUGAAAUUUGUUUAUAUCGCUCUAAUGAACAAUAGUAAUUUUGAAACUUAUAGUUUUGCUGUAGCCAAGAAUAUGAAAUAUGAGUACAUGAAUGUUCUAUUUGAAUCCGGUUGCACCGAAGACAAAGUUUCUUCGGCAAACAUACAAUUGGAGACCGUGAACGAUUUCUUAUCUGAAGCUGUAGUUUGAAUAACGGUUUCUUGCUAUAGAUAACAAGAUAAUUUUGUUUUACUACCUUUCAUCCUUUCUAGAUGAAUCUAAACAACUUCAAAAUAACAUAUAAUUUUCUGAAAACAAUGUUUCAAAAACGAAACAUUCCUUUUCCGCCCGAUCUCGCUGCAAUUCUUGAUAUUCCACCAUCUGCAGCUCAAAACUCUUCACAAGCACAACUCGCAAAUGGUGAUGAUGACGACAGCAACGAAAUGUUUUCUCUCGACAACGACAAUAACGAUAGUGCUGACACACAGCGACGUUAGUUUAGAAUAUGAAUAUCACUCGUCUGCUCCACUGUCAACAACCGCUUCUCAACAACAACUAAAUGUACUAGAAAGUGCAGAGGACGUCGAGAAUCGACACGAUGUGUACCGCCAAUUAUAUGUUCUGAUUCUUCGUCAACGCCAGCAAAAACAAUUAACUUCGAAAAAUUAUGAGACAUAUGAGUGGCCAGCCUUGAUAAAACAACUUAUAAGAUGCAGAUUUCCAUCAGAUAUUAAGAACUAUGAUUGUUAUAAACAGCCAGAUGUUGUUUUUUUCAGUAGAAACUUUUAUUGAUUUAUUUGCACAAUAAACAAUGAAAUGCUGUUUUUCUUCUCUUGCUAUCUCAGAGAGUAUGCUCUCACUGUGUUCAGCAGAUGCGCAAUCGAAAAUAACCUAUAAAUUUUUGAAAUGAACAAAAAUGAAUGUAAACUAACAUUGAAAAUCGCUCAAAACCUCUUUUUUUGUAGAAAAGGGCUCCAAAAAUCUGGUUUUUUAAACUCGCCAUAUUGGUCUAAUUAAUUAAUAUAACAGAUCAUGUGUGUGUUUCUCAUUAACAACCGUCUAGACGUUUGUUGACCACUGUUACACCCCCGUAACUAAGGAAAUUUUCUGAAAAAACCUUAUAUUUCUACUACUGCUCCCAGAAAACCGCUAUUUUCACUUCCAAAAACCAUUCAAACUGCAAUAAAUCGCACAUAAUCUGAAAGAGAACACUUCGAGCUUUCAGUAUAUGUGCUUAUCUCAAAAUCGAUUUUUCUGAAAAUAAAUGCGGAAACUUCGGAUUUAAAUCCGAGACUUAUGUGUACUUCAAAAAGUGAAUCAUACGAAUCAGUCAUCCUAGAAUGUCUGAACAUCAAAAUUAUAGUGGGAAAACUAGCAUUGCAAAUGUUGAUUUUCAUUACGCGUUGCCAAACCAA